This is a messenger RNA of Mycetomoellerius zeteki, 3768 nucleotides long. Its product is annotated as xanthine dehydrogenase 1-like. The record is from RefSeq and is a predicted model, not a curated record. Bases 16 to 3768 code for a protein of 1250 amino acids. Lineage: Eukaryota; Metazoa; Arthropoda; Insecta; Hymenoptera; Formicidae. Gene Ontology annotation, molecular function: iron ion binding; 2 iron, 2 sulfur cluster binding; FAD binding. The transcript has 17 exons.
AAUGGAAUACUAUACAUGGUAUCCGAUGAUAGUUUACCCAUUAGAACGUCUCUCCUUUCCUAUAUCCGCGAAUAUGUGGGUCUCCGAGGUACAAAAGCGAUGUGUCACGAGGGUGGAUGCGGUGCCUGUAUCGUAAAUGUAAGAUCCCGAAAUAAAGUAAUAGCCGUGAAUUCCUGUCUUGUACCGGUACUGAUCUGCCAAGGAUGGAAUAUUUUCACGAUUGAAAGUCUAGGUAACCACAAAAAAGGUUAUCAUUCGAUUCAAGCUAUGCUUGCUGAUAAAAAUGGCUCGCAAUGUGGAUAUUGCUCUCCUGGCAUGGUGAUGAAUAUGUACAGUCUCAUGCUUAAGAGCUCGCGUAUAUCUAUGGAACAGAUCGAAAAUUCAUUUGGUGGCAAUAUUUGUCGAUGCACCGGAUAUCGUGCAAUCUUGGAUGCGUUCAAGGGAUUUGCCACCGAUGCAAAAUUUAAUCCUUAUUUUCGAAAUUACGAGUUACACAAGAUUAAACCUUGCCGGAAAUAUGGAAUGCCAUGUGUACGUAGUUGCUACGAUAAGCAACCUUCCGAUGAAAAAAGAAUGUUGAGCGUAAAGUUAAAAGACGGACACUUCUACAGAACUUUCUCAAUCGAAAACCUAUUUCUGAUAUUAAAAGCGAACCCACUCGGCACGUAUACAUUAAAUGGGGGAAAUACUGCGAAUGGAGUUUAUCGUUCGAGUAUAAAAGAUAUGUAUAUUGAUAUAAACUACAUUCAAGAAUUGCGUAACAUUGAAAAAACCGAUAGCACUUUAGUCCUAGGAGGAAGUAUAACUCUUACCGUGGCUCUACAGACAUUCCAAAAAUAUUCAAACGACAUCGGAUUUAAAUAUCUUAGUCAGUUGGCCCAGUAUGUAGAAAUGAUUGCAAACGUUCCCGUGCGAAAUAUUGCCACCAUAGCCGGGAAUUUGAUGCUGAAAUGUCAGCACAAAGAGUUCCCAUCCGAUUUGUUUUUAAUGUUAGAGACUGUCGGUGCUCAAGUACACGUCUUGGAAAGUCCCUCUCAAAAGAAAAAUUUGUAUCUGUGGGAAUUGCUGAAGCUCGAUAUGCACCAUAAAAUUAUUUAUAGCAUUGUGUUACCAUCGAUAGACGAUAACAUGUAUAUAUGCAGAUUUUACAAGAUCAUGUCUAGAGCCCAGAACGCUUACACUCACGUCAAUGCUGGCUUCCUCUUCAAACUCAACAGCGACGGCGAGGUAUUAGAGUUGCCUAAUAUUAUCUUUGGUGGCAUCGGUAAGCAUUUUCUGCACGCAAAAAGAACGGAGAAAGUUUUGGUGGGUAAAUGUAUCAUCAAGCAUCCACUUUCAACGGUGAAGGAAGGCUUGAAUACGUUGCAUAGCGAAAUGUAUCCUAAUCAUGAGCUGCCAGAUUAUUCACCGAAAUUUCGCAAGAUUCUCGCAGAAGGAUUGCUUUAUAGAUUUAUGUUAAGCAUCAAACCUGAGAAUAUAAAUUCUUUUUAUCGUAGUGGCUGCUUUUUAUUAGAACGAGGUCUCUCAUCAGGACAGCAAAACUACUUUACGAAUAAGGAUUUGUGGCCAGUAAAUAAGCCUAUGUCAAAAUUAGAAUCUCUUAAUCAGACAUCAGGCGAAGCCCAAUAUUGCGAUGAUCUGCUUCCAUUUCCUAGAGAAGUAUUUUGCGCUUUUGUCGUCACAACUGUCGGCAAUGGUCAGAUCCGUGAAAUUGAUGCGAGCAAGGCUCUUGAAAAGAAGGGUGUAGUGGCGUUUUUCAGAGCCCAAGACAUACCAGGAAAGAAUCUAUGUAUUUCGUCCGCCAGCAAGUUGAUGUUCUUGCCAGAGGAUGAGUUACUGUUCGCCGAAAAGGAUGUUUUGUAUGCUGGCCAACCGAUCGGCGUAAUUGUCGCGGAUACCCAUGAUGUGGCGAAUGAAGCUGCAAAAUUGGUAGAAAUUACAUAUAGCGAACGUGUGAAAAGUUCGGUGAUAAGUAUUGAGGAUGCUCUUGAUUCGGGUGACGAAACUAGAAUUAGACAGAGCGUGAAUAUUCCAGCACAGAGGAAAGGAAACGAUAUUGAACAUGUGCUAAAAGGCGUCUUUCAAUGCAGUAGCCAAUAUCACUAUACUCUAGAAGCUCAAUCCUGUGUAUGCGUUCCUGUGGAGGGUGGUAUGGAUGUCUAUCCGUCAUCACAAUGGAUGGAUCUCAUUCAAGUAUCGAUCGCGAAUUGUCUUAAUGUUCAGAAUAAUAGCAUUAAUGUGCAUGUCAGACGUCUUGGCGGUUCGUACGGAUCAAAAAUCUCACGCAAUGCACAAAUUUCAUGUGCUUGCGCAUUGGUAUGUCAUACACUGAACCGUCCAGCGCGAUUCAUCAUGACAAUGGAGAGUAAUAUGCAGUCAAUAGGCAAGAGAAGUUCCGCGCGUCAAGAAUAUGAGAUCGUUGUAAACAACAACGGAAUUAUACAGUAUUUCAAAUCAAAUCAAUGGAGUAACUGCGGUUCUAGUUUCAACGAACCACAAGCUGAAUUAGUAGCUUUUUACAUGCAAAAAAGCUGCUAUUUAACCGAUACUUGGAAGUUGAACGGAUUUAACGUGAGGACCGAUUUACCGUCAAACACAUUUUGCCGAGGAUCAGGAUCUACAGAAGCAGUGGCAAUAAUGGAAAAUAUAAUGGAACACAUUGCAAAUGUGACGAAUAUGGAUCCAAUUGAGGUCAGAUUGACAAAUAUGAAUGAUGUGGAUAAAUCCGUAUUAGAAACCAUGAUAAAAGAUUUGUUAAAUUUGACCAAUUACAACUGGAACAAGAAAUCCAUUCAUGAUUUUAAUUUGCACAAUCGCUGGAAGAAAAAGGGAAUUGCCAUGGUACCGAUAAAACACUUGAUAACGUACGAAGAGCAAUUCGAGGCGAUUGUGUCGAUCUGCGCUCGCGAUGGUUCGGUAUGCGUGACGCAUAGCGGAAUUGAGAUCGAUCAAGGUAUAAAUACGAAGAUUGCUCAAAUAACGGCUCGUAUACUGGAUAUUGAUAUCAAAUCAAUUUCCGUUAAACAAAGCAAUAAUUUAGCGGCACCAAAUGUGUCGGCUACAGGGCACAGCAUUACCACAGAAUCCUGUGAAUUCGCAACGGUCGAAGCUUGCACACAGAUUUUAAAAAAGCUCGACCCGAUAAAACAAAAAAUGAAAAAUCCGACGUGGAAGGAUCUCAUUUUUAAAGCGUAUGAAGAAAAUGUUAAUUUAUACGCACGUUACACGUUGAUGACUGGGCCAACGGAAGAUAAGAUAAAGUCUUACGCCGUUUACGGUGUUACUGCUGCCGAAGUCGAGAUCGAUUUGUUGACCGGCCAGCAUAUUAUUAGAAGAGUUGAUAUAAUGAUCGAUGCUGGUCUAAGUGUAAAUCCGGAAAUUGACAUUGGUCAAAUAGAGGGAGCUUUCGUGAUGGGAAUAGGAUACUGGACUUCUGAGGAUCUGGUGUAUCAUCCUUAUACAGGAGAAUUAAUUAAUAACAGAACGUGGAAUUACAAACCACCAGGAGCGAAAGAUAUUCCCGAAGAUUUUCGCGUACACUUAUAUAAAAACUCAGACAACAAAGUCGGUAUCUACGGUUCAAAAGCAAUCGAUGAAGCAUCGCUUUGUAUGAGUUACGUAAUUCCAAUAGCAUUUCGCUACGCAUUGAAUUCCGCUAGAGUAGAGGCAGGGAAGAAGGAAGAGUGGUAUCAAUUAGAUGGACCGUGUACCACCGAACGUAUACUUCUAACUAGUUUAACCAGCAAAGAUAAAAUGUUGGUUUUUUAA